Molecule: messenger RNA, 1373 nt
Organism: Nicrophorus vespilloides
Lineage: Eukaryota; Metazoa; Arthropoda; Insecta; Coleoptera; Silphidae
Product: zinc finger protein 583-like
Exons: 4
Coding region: 1-1257 (418 amino acids)
Biological process (GO): regulation of transcription by RNA polymerase II
Cellular component (GO): nucleus
Molecular function (GO): zinc ion binding; RNA polymerase II cis-regulatory region sequence-specific DNA binding; DNA-binding transcription factor activity
Source: RefSeq, a predicted model, not a curated record
AUGGAACUUGAUUUUAAUAAAGUAUGUAGGGUGUGUGUGAAAGAAGGACAAAUGAUGUCGAUUUUCAAAGCAAACGUGUUUAAAAAGCUGAUGACCUGUGCUUCAGUGCAAGUAUGGCAGAAUGAUGGUCUUCCUGCACAAAUAUGUAAGAAAUGCUUAGCAAAGUUGCACAUAUCUAUUCAGUUCAAAAAGCAAUGCGAGAAGUCUGAUGGGCAUUUGAGGCAAUACCAGAAGAAAGUAGUUGAGAACUCUGAAGCUCAAGUCGUACAGCAGAUAGCUCAGCCAACACAGCAGGAUAUUGUAUUCAUAGAUUGUGGAGAAAUGCUGGAAAUCACUCAUAAUCAGACUGGCUUUGAGCCAAUGCAAAACCCUGUUAGUGGAGUUAGCUACAAUUUGCAGCCUCAAAACGUGCAUACAAUCAGUGAUUAUCCACUAGAAAGUGUUCAAGUUUUUAAUAGCAGUUAUCCUAUGCCGCUGCAACCUAUGCAGAACACAAGUGUUAUACACAAUCAAAUAAUAGUGCCGCAGCAGAUUGAUGAAAUACCACAAAAUGUACAAGUAUGUCAAACAGGAAUAGAAUUACAGAAUCUAGAUAACAAAGAGGAGAGGAAACUUCCUAGUAAAGAAACGAGCCCUAAAGGUGACAAUAGUAAACAGUGUAAAAUUUGUUAUAAAUUCUAUGCCACUAGAGCCAAAUUAACAAGACAUCUUAAAACUCAUUCCAGUGAAAUGCCAUACAAAUGUAAUGUUUGCAAUAAAGCAUUUGCCUAUAGUGGUAAUUACAAAAUACAUUUGAGAAUCCAUACAGAUGAGAGACCCUUCACAUGUACUGUCUGUAAUAAAGGUUGUAGACAAGCACAAGAUCUGGAAAAACAUAUGAGAACACACACAGGUGAAAAGCCGCAUCCUUGUAACCUUUGUUCAAGGGCUUUUUCCACGAGUUCCAAUCUAAUAGCUCAUAUUCGAACGCACACAGGAGAACGACCGUACGUAUGUUGCGUGUGUCAGAAAUCGUUUUGUCAAUCCAAUGAACUUACGAAACAUAUGAGGACGCACACCGGAGAAAAAUCACAUAUAUGUAACAUAUGUCAUAAAGGGUUUAACGGUUCCAGUACAUUAAAAGCACAUAGAAGAACACACACUGGAGAAAGGCCAUACGUUUGCAGAAUAUGUAAUCACGCUUUUACGCAGUCCAGUUGUUUGAUGGCUCACAUGAAAAGACAUUCAAGAGAUGAAGUUCCAUUGCGACCAUUGUGAUAAAAUAUUCGGAAGCCGUGUCGAUUUAAACAACAACAUUUAAUCUUUCAUUCUUUUGUCCGACGAUGCGAUAUGAAAUUUUGUAAAGUUACAGAAUUGUACAAACACAGUUUAAC